Molecule: messenger RNA, 3534 nt
Organism: Pyrenophora tritici-repentis Pt-1C-BFP
Lineage: Eukaryota; Fungi; Ascomycota; Dothideomycetes; Pleosporales; Pleosporaceae
Product: Herpes-BLLF1 domain containing protein
Source: RefSeq, a predicted model, not a curated record
AUGUCACAUCCCAUGAGCCAUCCAGGGACCGCAUCACAUACCAUCACGGAAACGCAAAAGAUAUCCACGGCAACCUCAACUUCUGUCCCGAUAACAGUACAAGGGUCUGUUUUCACGUCGAUAUCUUUGGGUUCAUCUGAGGUACCCUCUUCUGGGCGCGCAUCAUCAGCAGUUCAAGAAACAUCAUCUGCUUCAGGAACUAAGUUUAGCGCGACCAUCUCGAGAACACAAAUAUCCUCAAAUCAUGCAGAGUCGUCGCGAUUAUCAAAUGUUCAGCCAUUAACAACGGCCUUCAGUGCCGAAAUACCCGCAUUGAGCACUGUUGCCACCACCUCAUCGUCGACUACGAGCUUCGAUGGGCCACUGGACGACACCCGAAGCGCCAUUCCAGUGCAUACGAUAUAUACGAUUGAGACACAACCGACUAUCCUUGCACUUCCAAAUCCGGGAUCACCAUCCUCGGGUGUUCUGAUGUCAUGGAAUCCACACGCUUCAUCGACCGACACAGACAUGGAAACAUCGAGCGUGAUCAUGCAUCCUAUGGUGACUUCUCUGACUGCCUCGUUGGGACCAGUCAUUCAUUUAGACUGGUCCAUUAGCCCACCUAGCUACACACCCCAGAGUUCGAUAUUCAACUCAGUCAGCACCGCGAGCCCCACUUCCACUCCAGAUGGUGCAACUCUGUCCGUCAACAUGUCACUGUCACAGGUUUCCAGCACCCCUACAGUCACACAACUACUAUCGCAUUCGUUCUUGAGCCUACCCGGCUAUUUGAGCUUGACCCCUACCGUAGCGGUUGUUGUUGACAGCAGUGACGCGUCCCCGCUCAUCAAUACAACCGUCUCAGUGGAUACUGUGACACCCAUCAGUAUCACAGUCCCAUCGAAACAAGCACACAAUGAAGGGAACUCGUUGGACCUACCAUUAUGGCCCCAUUCGAUGCUGAAUAGCAUUGCGACAGUCGAUCGCUCGCCCACACUCGCCCUCGAGACCCAUACUGGCUCGCUGACGCCUGCUCCUUCCGUCGUCGCCAGCUUUCAGACAGCCACUCCGUCUUAUCCGACUUCUUCAAUAACAAACAAUACUCUAGCUCCACUGGGUUCCUCUUCGAACGACGGCUUUUCAUCUACGAUAACUUCGUCAAUCCUGUCGUCUGUUCCGUUUUCCGUGAGCUCAACGACCAGUGGCAAUGAUCAAGUCUCGGAGUCGACCGCCCCCAGUUACUUCGCGGCUCCAACCAAGACAGCGAUAUUUGCCGUCAUCUCCACUUUCACUAACGCUACAGCUAUCCCCAGCUCAAGUAGUGAUCUUUGGCCGCGACCCAUCACCUCGACUGUUACCAUGGUCCCAGGAAACGAUACUGCAUCGUUCUCGAGAAGUCAUGCCACGCCUAUUCUGGGAACAAACAGCCAAGAAAAUAUGCCAGCGAGUACAUCAUAUCGAAGCGCGACCGAGACAAAUUCACCGCUCUCGUAUGGGCUCACUUUGUCAAUGCGAAAUACUCCUAGUUUUACUAUCAGUCAAAACUUGAGUACUUCAGUCACCAUUCAACCCACAAGCGUCUCGGAGGGGUCAUAUCAAUCGAGUGCUGUCUUCACUAGGCUAUCAACAAAUGGCUCGUAUACUCCCACGACAGUCUCCAUCUUUGUUCCACCUUUCCCCGCGAUUUCGACUUCCAGCAAAUUUGGCAUCAGUAGCUUUAUCACAAAAGCUUCCGGAUCAUCAACUCUUCCCACUUUCACUGCCAAAUCUACCACCCUAGCGACUCGCACGUCACUCAGCACUUUCGAGAUACGUACAAAGACACAAAGUUCUGGAUCGAGUACACGUACUGGCCUGAUACCACAGGAUAUUGCCGUCACCGCCACUGAGACCGCAUUCGCAGCUGCUGCACCUCCACUAAACACAUCGCAGACCGCAGGGGUUGCCCUGGGAAGUACCGCUGGAGUUCUCCUGGCUAUCGUUGCCGCACUCUUUGUUGCUCGCCGCUAUCAUGCUACGCAUGCAGUAAAACGAGCCUCCAAGUACAAUCCAGUGAUGAGUACAAAGGGAGGUCCAGGCAGCAGUCCAAACAUGAUGGCCCGACUGGUCCCUUUUGCAUCAAGGCGUAAGAGUGGGCGAUCUUCGAGAGUAUAUCUUGAAGAAGCGUAUCUGUACGAUCCCUCUCUUGGUGGAAAUAGUGGCAGAAACAGUGGAGAUGAUGAGGCUUGCAUGUCUGGUGGUACAGGCGGACUGCUAUCCCAUGGAAUCAGGCCUCCGCCUCCUGCACCACACACUUCUUUCGAAGACGAUCACCGCCCUAGCGUUUAUGACUACCUUCACAGUGGCCCUGGAACCCCACUAAGAAGCCCUGGCAACCCUUCCCUGAACUGGAGAAGUAGUGAUGCCAUUGGGAAACCACGCGACCAUGCUUCCGCGCUCUAUGCUGCAAUCGCGGAUUAUGGUGCUGGUCCUCAGAGACCCUUACCUCCUGUACCAAAGACCUCGUCAACGCGCGCCAUCCGCGAUCAUGUGAUUCCGUCUCCGACACUGAGUCCACUCAUCAACAACGAGUGCGAAUUACGUCGCAGCCAUGCUAGAUCGUCAAGCCGAAGCAGUGUCAGGAGCCAAAGGUCUUUGAGGAGUUUCCAUGCAUGUACUUCUCCGAAUCCUGCAUCGAAAGACUAUCCGCCGCUUUCGCCAUAUGGACGCAUUUCAGGACAAGGUUUGGGAUCUAUAAUAGAGGCUAGCUCCCGCGAGCCGUUCAUGUAUCCGGGAGAGCCUGAUCUCCCCUUGCGAGUUCUAAGGUCGGAAACACCAGACUCAGUGACGUUCUAUGCGCCUAUCCCAGUCCAAAAACCACGAAAGAGACCGGUACUGACCACGCUGUUCUCCCAAACGUCUUGUACCGUAUCUCCGUUGUUUAGUCCCACACACGCAAAGUCACCACCAGCGGCCAAACCGCGGUCUACCGGCAGCAUGCUCUUUUCAAGGCCAGACGACUCUUCGUACUCCUCACUCACACAGGAUGUCCCAUCGUCACCCGCUUAUCUCCAACGACCAAACAGUGACCAUGUCAUCACAUAUCCGGCCAGCAUGUCACCCAGGUUUCAAUUCCUGAAGCCCCAAAACAAGGGUUGGGAGGACAUUAAGCGUAGUUCUAACCGCUCCUCAACUAUCACCGCCCCAUUGCCUACGCCGACACUUCAGUACUUCACUCCACCCCACGCAGAUGCUUCUCCCCCAGCACCUCUAAAGAAACGUUCGUUUCUCAAUCUUGGCCGCAACACACCCUUGACCGCCGACCGCCAAGCGAUGUCAUCACAGAACCCGUACUCUACACUUGCAUUUAAUGCAAGCUUUACGUACAACAACUCAAAUGCGAGUUUCGAAGGCCCAAGAAUGAGUCUGUUCGCCAAGCUUCACGGCAUGAAUGAGGAGCAAGGGAGUUUGAAGAAGAAGACCGGGGUAGCAUUGGUAUAUAGGGGCUCGGUGGAAGCGAAGAAGGAGAUGGCACCAAAGUGGUCUCCCGAUGCGAUGGGCAGUAAGUUUUGA